CUCACACACACACACACACACACACACGAUACUGAUGUACUGAUGUGGUACACUCCACACACACUCAGCACUGCGCUCUGAUCUCCACGCGUUUGGAUUCAUCAUCACCACAACUACAGCAGGAUGUGUGGUGUGGACGUGGAUCUGGACGAUGACGGUGUGCAAGACGAGUGUGAGGCGGAGGAAGUUUCCCACGAUGCCGUGCGGUUGUUGGCCCCGCCUCCGGCAGAGUGUAACGGGGAGGCAUGGGGGUCACGGCGGGGUCGCAGUGGGUGUGUACUGUGCGGCCUGCUGCUGGUGCUGUGGAAUGUGGGAGUGGGUGUGGCCUGUGUGACGCUGCUGUGUGUCGUCUUCAUGCUGGUGUUAACACCACCAUCAUUCCUACUGUACACUGGCUUCCUGUGUCACACACGGGUCUUGGCUUCGCCCUCCCACUUCUGCAGUUACCUUGAUGACAACAGUUGCUCCGCCCUUAUCAUCUUAGGCUUCGUGAUGAUGUCACCGUUAGUCGUGGUUGCUGCAGCGACCUUCUGCAGCCUGCUCAGAAGAUUCCACCUCCUUCAGCUCUUUCAGCCAAUCAGCACAGCUCUAUACAGCGGGCGGGGCUUCGGCUGGAGGCAGGACGUCCGUGCUUGGGUCUGAUUGGACGGUUCUGCAAAUCAAAACUUUAUCAUUAAUUCCUGGACAAAUGCUGAAUUUGUUACCAUAAAUAUGGAUUAAACACACACUCGUGUGCACACAGGUAUUCGCUAACUGUUAGCAGCUACGUGGCUAAUCACAGCAUAGAAAUGAGUAGCACUGUCUUUAAUUAGAGCAGCAAUUUGGCCAAAAAUAAAACAUCCACAUCGUUUCUUUGCCCCAGAUACGGUCGAUUAGCCGAGGCAUGUUUGGUGUGUGGCGUUUAAAUUAAGAGAACAUUUAAAUUUUUGGAAAUAGUUGCUACGAUUUUACAUUCAUUAAAAAAAUUAGCUCUAUGUUCACGGUAGCAGUCAUGUCACUCAUGCCGCUUAUAGUUUGUGUCUUGUGGGCGUGGCCUGUACAGCAUUUUUUUUAGCUCCAAUGAAAUCAUGUAUAUCCUACAGCUCACUAUACAAUUUAUACAUGCUGCGCUUGUUGAAAAUGGAUUCAAGUUUGAUUUAUGUGUCAUGUGCUUGGCUUCAUACUAGCGUCCUUCUCAGAUUAGAUUAGCAAAGCAAGCUAAUUGUACUAGCUACAUACACUCACCAGAGGCAAAAACCUGGAGGAAAAGUUGAUUCAAAUGUUGCUGUAAUCGCAGCUGCAUGUUACGUACACACACACACAUGCACAUACGUACGCACACACGUAUGUACACACGUGUGCAAACACGUACGCACACACGUACGCACACUCGUAUGCACACACGUAUGCAAACACGUACGGACGUACGAGAAAAUGAACAUCGCCUGUCACGUUGUCGCUCGUUAGCAUGAACAUAGUGUUACUGUCUGUGUGAAGUAAAAUCUGUCACUACAAAACACACACAGAGGACGUGUUAUAACAUGAACAGCUAUGAUGACCUGACAUUCAUCUGUAUCAUUCAGGCUUUACAAAACACACACACACACUAAGCUAAUCGGUAAUCUCAUCUAGCGGCUGCAGAAAUGACUAGCAAUGAGAAUGAUUUGAAAUGCAACCAUGAUUUUGAUGGUACAUGAUGUGUUUCAUGGAACACACAUUAUAUCCACAACGGAAAAUUAAAAUGUGUGUGUGUGUGUGUGUGUGUGUGUAUGUGUGUGUGUGUGUGGCAAGUACAGAGAUCUUACGCUGCACUUGACUUAAUUCGGGAGCAUAAAGUAUGAAUUUGUAACUACAUAACUGUUUGAGCUACAAAGUGGGAAAAAGAUCGACACCUCCUUGAAAGUGUGUUUCGUUAGCUACAGUUCGUACAGGUGUGUUUAUGGUGUAGUUUUAUCUCAGAACAGUGAAAUGUACAAUCAGUGUUAUAGAUUUAACCAAUGUGUGUGUGUGUGUGUGUGUGUGUGUGUGUGUGUGUGUGUGUGUGUGUGUGUGUGUUGAUGUGUUCAGUCCAGUAGUGAAGUGAUAUUUUAAACACUAUUUAUACAGCAGUUAGUUCCAGUUCACUAACCUGAGAGCGCUGAUAUUUAGUAUAACAUUUCAGUGUGUGUAUCACGCCGCUCGUCUGCAUAAAACAGUCAGUCGGUCUGAGUGUUACCAUGGCAACACACUAUGCUCUAUCCAGCUGUGGCUUCUUUGGAAACUAUUUUCGUAGCCGGAUCAAAAACCAUGAACUUAAUAUCAAUUUCUUCUUUAUGGACCAUUGUAUAAAAGUAAUAUCACACUCGCAAUCAUGCUGCUGUACUGAAUAUCAACACGGCUGUGAUUCCCAGUCAUUACUAGUGAACAUCAGUGAUUACCAGUGAUUACUAGUGAUUAUCAGUGAUUACUAGUGAUUAUCAGUGAUUGCUAGUGAUUAUUAAUGAUUGCUAGUGAUUGCUAUUGAUUACCAGUGAUUACUAGUGAUUAUCAGUGAUUACCAGUGAUUACUAGUGAUUAUCAGUGAUUUCUAGUGAUUAUCAGUGAUUGCUAGUGAUUAUUAGUGAUUGCUAGUGAUUGCUAUUGAUUACCAGUGAUUACUAGUGAACAUCAGUGAUUAUCAGUGAUUACCAGUGAUUAUCAGUGAUUACUAGUGAUUAUCAGUGAUUGCUAGUGAUUCCCAGUGAUUACCAGUGAUUAUCAGUGAUUACCAGUGAUUCCUGGUGAUUAUCAGUGAUUACCAGUGGUUACCAGUGAUUAUCAGUGAUUACCAGUGAUUACCAGUGAUUAUCAGUGAUUACCACUGGUUACCAGCGAUUACCAGUGAUUACCAGUGGUUACCAGUGAUUACUAGUGAUUAUCAGUGAUUACCAGUGAUUACCAGUGGUUACCAGUGAUUUCUUGAUUACCAGUGAUUACCAGUGGUUACCAGUGAUUACUAGUGAUUACCAGUGAUUUCUUGAUUACCAGUGAUUACCAGUGAUUACCAGUGGUUACCAGUGAUUACUAGUGAUUAUCAGUGAUUACCAGUGGUUACCAGUGAUUUCUUGAUUACCAGUGAUUACCAGUGAUUUCUUGAUUACCAGUGAUUACCAGUGGUUACUAGUGAUUACCAGUGAUUACCAGUGAUUUCUUGAUUACCAGUGAUUAUCAGUGAUUACCAGUGAUUACUAGUGAUUACCAGUGAUUUCUUGAUUACCAGUGAUUAUCAGUGAUUACCAGUGAUUAUCAGUGAUUACCAGUGAUUCCUGGUGAUUAUCAGUGAUUACCAGUGGUUACCAGUGAUUACUAGUGAUUAUCAGUGAUUAUCAGUGAUUACCAGUGAUUACCAGUGGUUACCAGUGAUUACCAGUGUUUACCAGUGGUUACCAGUGAUUUCUUGAUUAUCAGUGAUUACCAGUGAUUACCAGUGAUUUCUUGAUGACCAGUGAUUAUCAGUGGUUACCAGUGAUUACCAGUGUUUACCAGUGGUUACCAGUGAUUUCUUGAUUAUCAGUGAUUACCAGUGAUUACCAGUGAUUUCUUGAUGACCAGUGAUUAUCAGUGAUUACCAGUGAUUACCAGUGAUUACCAGUGAUUACCAGUGAUUUCUUGAUUAUCAGUGAUUUCUUGAUUACCAGUGAUUACCAGUGAUUAUCAGUGAUUACCAGUGGUUAUCAGUUAUUACUAGUGAUUACCAGUGAUUACCAGUGAUUUCUUGAUUACCAGUGAUUACCAGUGAUUACCAGUGAUUACCAGUGGUUACCAGUGAUUACCAGUGGUUACCAGUGGUUACCAGUGAUUUCUCGAUUACCAGUGAUUUCCGGCAGCACUCUUGACUACAGCCGAAUCACAUCCGUGCUGCUAUUCACUACAUCAGCACUCUUAAGUAGCCAUUUUGACAUGACAUGCUGGAGGUGGGGUUCUGGAGACCGUCCUAACUUUCCAAGUAGGAAUUCUGAAUAGGAAGUUGAGGGGGAGAUUUCUUUGGAUUUUGCUCGUUGGAAAUUCCAAGUUCUGAGCUUCAGCUGAACGCAUCGUUACAGUUGACUCCUCCUCUGUUUCCUGUCCUGAGGUCAGUGUGACAUGUUAAUCAUAUAGAGACUCCACUCUCAUGGGGAUUAUACAGUGUAAAGUUUCAGAUUAAAGUGCGAAACCUUCCUGUGCACUGAAGACUGCACAGUUUAUAUCCCAAGUGCCCACUGAUGAUGUCAUGAUGGGCGUUACAGCAGCUGACCAAUCAGCAGCUUGUUUUCUGUCCAGCUAUCCAAACUCAUUCAUGUAUGUAAUUCUAAUAUAACCUGUAUAAUGUGGAAUAAAAAUGAAAUAAAUUGUGUAUCUUUGUGAAUUUUUAGCUAAAA
Molecule: messenger RNA, 4355 nt
Organism: Ictalurus punctatus (channel catfish)
Lineage: Eukaryota; Metazoa; Chordata; Actinopteri; Siluriformes; Ictaluridae
Gene: tmem88bl
Product: transmembrane protein 88B
Exons: 3
Coding region: 124-642 (172 amino acids)
Cellular component (GO): plasma membrane
Molecular function (GO): PDZ domain binding
Source: RefSeq, a predicted model, not a curated record